Nycticebus coucang (slow loris) is the source of this 5227-nucleotide messenger RNA. RefSeq names its product uridine-cytidine kinase 2 (gene UCK2). Gene Ontology annotation, molecular function: kinase activity; ATP binding. NCBI's taxonomy places the organism in Eukaryota, Metazoa, Chordata, Mammalia, Primates, Lorisidae. Gene Ontology annotation, cellular component: cytoplasm; cytosol. The transcript has 7 exons. The record is from RefSeq and is a predicted model, not a curated record. The coding region runs from base 337 to 1122 and encodes 261 amino acids.
GGGGCCGGGAGGGGCGGAGGCUGGGGACAGACGCCUCGCCGCCUCGCCUUGGCGAAUAGCAGCGCGCUGCCCGCCCGGAUUGGAGCAGCAGCAUCACGCUGACCUCUGCCUGGGAUGUAAACCCGGCCGGCCGCUGCGGGCAGAGGCAGGCUCUCAGCUCCUCUAGGGAACCCAGCUCUGCCACCAGGCUCCGAGCGGCUCGCUGGCGAGCAGCGGCAGCCUCGGCCCCGGCAGCGCCCAGCCGCGGCUGCGGGAAGCGGAGGGAGCCCGACGCGGGCGCGGGCGGGGAGCGUGCGCCGGUUCGCACAGGCAGCGGGAGGAGGGGCGGUGCGAGCCAUGGCCGGGGACAGCGAGCAGACCCUGCAGAACCACCAGCAGCCCAACGGCGGCGAGCCCUUCCUGAUCGGCGUCAGCGGGGGCACGGCCAGCGGCAAGUCCUCCGUCUGUGCUAAGAUCGUGCAGCUCCUGGGGCAGAAUGAGGUGGACUACCACCAGAAGCAGGUAGUCAUCCUGAGCCAGGACAGCUUCUACCGUGUCCUCACCUCAGAGCAGAAGGCCAAGGCCCUGAAGGGCCAGUUCAACUUCGAUCACCCGGAUGCCUUUGACAAUGAACUCAUCUUCAAAACACUCAAAGAAAUCACUGAAGGGAAAACAGUUCAGAUUCCCGUGUACGACUUUGUCUCCCAUUCCCGGAAGGAGGAGACAGUUACUGUCUACCCUGCAGAUGUGGUGCUCUUUGAAGGGAUCCUGGCCUUCUACUCCCAGGAGGUACGAGACCUGUUCCAGAUGAAGCUCUUUGUGGACACAGAUGCGGACACCCGGCUCUCCCGCAGAGUAUUGAGGGACAUCAGUGAAAGAGGCAGGGACCUGGAGCAGAUUUUAUCUCAGUACAUUACGUUCGUCAAGCCCGCCUUUGAGGAGUUCUGCUUGCCAACAAAGAAGUACGCUGAUGUGAUCAUCCCCAGAGGUGCAGAUAAUCUAGUGGCCAUCAACCUCAUCGUGCAGCACAUCCAGGACAUCCUAAAUGGAGGGCUCUCUAAACGGCAGACCAACGGCUAUCUCAAUGGCUACACCCCUUCCCGCAAGAGGCAGGCAUCAGAGUCUGGCAGCCGGCCCCACUGACCCCAUCUCUUGCAGACCCCAGCUCGUCUCCAAGAGACAGAGAAGGCAGGAGGCAGCAUUUGUCUGUACAGACCAUUUCCUGCGAAAUGAUCAUAUUUAAGAACACCUCAUGGAGAUAAAAAUGCCUUUUCCUCUCCUUUUUUUUUUUUUUUUAAUCAUUCUUCAGAAGAGAGAGGCCAUUCUUGUUUUUGUUUUAUAAGACAGGGUCUCACUUGGUUGCCCAGGCUAGAGAGCAGUGGCAGCAACCUCAAACUCCUGGGCUCAAGCGAUCCUCCUGCCUUGGUCUCCCACGUAGCUGGGACCAUAGGUGUAUGCCACCACCCCUGGCUAAUUUAUCUAUUUUUUUGUAGAGACAGGAUCUUGCUGUGUUGCUCAGGCUGGUCUCAAACUCUUGGCCUCAAGUGCUCCUCCCGCCUUGGCCUCCCAAAGUGCUGGGAUUACAGGUGCAAGCCAUCACACCUGGUCCUUUGAUUUUUUUUUUUUUUUUUUUCUUUUUCUUUCCCCCCUUCCCUUUCUCUUUUUGUACUUUGGAAUGGCAAAAUGAAACAGAACUUGACCCUGAGCUUAAAUGACAAAACUGUGCCAAUUACUACUGGUGAUGCCUAAUUAUGAAUCCAAUGUGUAACCAGUUAUAAAUACAUAUACAUAUAUAUACAUAUAUAUAUAUAAAAGGAUCUAUUUUUGUGUAAAUGUACAAAUACUGUAAAGCUGUUUGCUGUAAGUAUCUGGCAGGAGGACCUGGACUUGAGUGUUUUGGGACCGGAGCUGGUGUUUCACAGAGGAGUAGGUUCUAUUGCAUUCCAGGUGGGGAGGGCUCAGGCAUCUGUGGGGAUGAGGGGUGCAGGAGGGUGGCCUAUGUCCCGUUGUUCUUGAGUCCCCAUUGAACUUGAUGGGAAUGGGGUUUGAAACCCUCGAUUGGUGUCAUUUGCCACCUUUUUGGAGCUACAGCUUAAUGACUUGUCGAUGAGGGAUAAUCUUAUGUUUUUGAGUUGAAAUUAGGUAAAUCCUCAACUCAAAAAUCCAACUCAGGGAAGAGGCCCAGGAGGAGAGCAAGUCUUUUGCAUUUUCUCCCCCCCGCCCCCCACCUCUGGUUGUUCAGAUGGCUCGAUGGCCACCUUCUUACUCUAUCGAGUCUCAGUGUCUCCAUGAAGCCAGAGCUGCCCUUUUGUGCCCUGGCAGGGUUCUGUGGGGUUACCCUGAUGGAAAUAGGGACGGAGGGAGCGGAACUAUGCCCGCUUUCAGGUCUGAGGAAGCACUGUUCCUUCUGUUCCAGGGCAGUGGCUGAUCAAUAUGGGCCCUUCCUGUAUUGUGGGAACCGCACGGCCCCCUGCAGUCUGGGCUGUGUUGAGGGCUUUUGCUACCUGACAGCUGACAGCUCAAAGUGGGUGGCUGGAUAUCUCUGCCUGGGGAGGAGGGUGUAGGUGUUACCGAGACAUGGGGGUUUUACGGUGUAGUGAGGAUGGCAUACACCUGUCAUCAGGGCUUGUCACCCGCAGCAUCGUGGCUGCCACGGUUUACCUAUUUAUAAUACCACCGUAGGAACUGUCUGCUGUUGAGCUUACAGGACUGGGGAAAGGGCAAGUCUUUUUUUACAAAGUAUUUAAAAGGAGAGUAUUUAAGUCAUGGGUACCUAAGUUGAAGUCUUGUGUUGAAAGCAUUUGCGGUGGAGAUUUCUAGCUUACCUGACAGCUUCCUCUUGGUGGAAGCUUCUGGGAGAAGUACGGAUCUCUUGUAGUCUCGGUUGGCGGGGUAGAGGAAGUGGGUGGCCCACGCCAGGUGGACGAGAUGUGAUGACAGUCCUAAGCCUCCGUUUCUAGCUGCACAGGAGCCGGGUAUUUCCAUUUUCGUGUUGACCAUCCUAGAGGAUGGUAGGCCAGGCCCUGUGGCUUCCAUUGCCGAAACAUUUCGGAGAACUUUCUCAUUCCCUCACUCUCAGAGCCCAUUUGAGCCAUUCAGGUCAGCCCCCCUCCAUUAAUUGUCUACUCACACCAAAAUUUCCCAUUACACACAGCACCAUCUGAUCUGAUUACCCUUUUCUGGGCUCACUUGACUCUAAAUCUGUUCGGUUAUUUCAAAAAGUCAAAUCUAGUCCCCAGCAGAGCUUUGCCACCACUGAGGCAUUCAGUAGUCCCAAGGAAGCUCCCAACCACUGCAGUGGCUCCUGGGAGCAAGUGAAGGCUCCCACAUGCCUUUUUUGGAAGCUGGUAGUCACCUCAUGGAUAGGUCCUGGAGUAUGUGCGUCAGGGUUGAUCUUUAUCUUUGUAGUCACGCCUCAAUCCAUUCCGAGAGAAAGGAUGGAUGGCAGGCCUAGGUCAGCAUCCUGAGGACACCAGGGCCCUGGCCUGGAGGGGCUUUCUGUGCCCAUCCCUCCUGGGAGCGCCUUGGCCAUUCAGUGGGCAGCACACUCAACUCUACUUGAAGCUCCUGGUGCCAAACCAUUUAGUGCCUUGGCUGCCUGUCCCACUGCCUUGGAAGAUGCAUCUCUCAUCUCUGAGCUUUGACUUGGCUGCUUCCUCAUCCACCUGUGGUGUUGGGACCAAGCCUGCAGUGUCUCUGCGUAGCCCACUCCUCACUUGGAAACAGCUCUACUGUUCUUGUGACAUGGGCACUCCCAUCACAUGAUCACCAAUUCUUGGUGGCUUGUCUGGGGGCCCUGAGCAGUGCUUGCUUGCCAGGUUCUGUGACACCCUGCGUCUGGGGCAAGGAAGGAGUGGGCAGCCUUGCCCCUCUGUGGCAGCCCAGCCAAGGUGUGUCUGCACGUGGGAUUUCUGUAGGACUCAUCCUGGUCUUAGUGUUUUAAGAGCCUCCGGCUCUCUGAUUCCAUGGAGAGUCAGGUAUAGAAUCAGAGCAGAAUCAUGACAUUUGUCAUCUAAGUUCUCUGUGUUGUCUAAGGUGGAGGCACAGAUGAGCAGAGUGGUCGUGUGUGGUGGGAGUCUCCAGCUGCAGAGCCGCCCAAUGGUGCUUGAUUUUCUCUCCCUGCUCAGGCAUGGUCUGUGUGUGGGCCCAGUGUUGAGGAAACAUGUCACAGUGGGUCAUGGGAAGGCCUGGCCUCAUGCCCUCCACACUGACAGGACUUCUCCUGGCCCAUGUCUCUUACUCUUUUUAGGCUGCCUAAGGCCAGUGUGGAGAGAGUUGGGAGUCUAAGAAGGAUGCGUGCGUUGUGACCUCAGGUGUCCUUUGAUUGGGAGUGGGUUAAAACAUGGGAUUGCUGCAGAACAGGCCCGGGCAGGAGAGAGGAGAACAGUGUCCAGCCCACCUAACCUUGUCACCCCUGCUUCUGGUCUGGGCCAUUCAGUGAUUGUGGGUUAGUUGGUUAUCCACGUGGCCCGGUCUUUAAAUCGGAUGCCAUGGCCACACCCAGGGCGGAUAUAGGUCUGCUGUUAGGCACCCGGUCACACUGCAGACUUGGACACGCCUCUGAGCAGUGGUGGGGGGUGGGUCAGUCUCAAGCAUGGUUAGUUUAUACAUCACCUCCCUUGCUGCUCUCAGGCAGGUUCCUUGAUUCAGCCACCUCAACCUGCGCCAACACCCAUGGCUGUGGGAGGGAGGUAGCCUCCUGCAGGGAAAUACGGAGUCUCCUGUGUGCCUGUUAAAGAUUCCAGGGCCAAGGAACUGGGAUGGUUUAGGAGAAACCAGGGUAAGUUCUGGGGAACAGGGCUGUACUUCUGGAAAGGGCCAGCUGGACUUCUCUACCACCCUUGCCCUUCACAGUUUCUCAGGGUGGAGUGGGGGGACAUAAUCGGUGUCAGACGAAAUGAGGAUGUUAGCAGUCUGGGAAAAGCCGGGGUGUGUCUGGAGCACUUUGUCCCCCUUAAUCUUGUGUCUCUGGCGUUCUGCUGCCGUCCUUGUGGCAUGGGACUGGCAUUUCACAUCGGCUUUCCCAUGGCUCCUAGAGGCAGGGAGUGCCUACCCCGGGCUGCCCCAGCUGCAGGGUCAGCAGCUCAAUAGCGACUUAAGCUUCUUUCCCCUUUCAGAUGCUUGCUGCCCUCCCCCUUUUCUUUUAACCGCCUUACUUUUGUUGUUAGUAGUUACAAAAUGACCGUUAUGUACUUUGCUGUAAAUAAAGACUGAACAAAGAUGAUCCAACUCUUGCCUUCUGUGUGGU